Tachyglossus aculeatus (Australian echidna) is the source of this 1578-nucleotide messenger RNA. Its product is annotated as olfactory receptor 5AS1-like. Gene Ontology annotation, biological process: G protein-coupled receptor signaling pathway; sensory perception of smell. Gene Ontology annotation, molecular function: olfactory receptor activity; odorant binding; G protein-coupled receptor activity. Gene Ontology annotation, cellular component: membrane. The record is from RefSeq and is a predicted model, not a curated record. NCBI's taxonomy places the organism in Eukaryota, Metazoa, Chordata, Mammalia, Monotremata, Tachyglossidae.
AUGGCUGAGAGAAAUUUUACCUUGCUGACUGAGUUCAUUUUUGUAGGAUUCACAGAUUUUCGACCUCUCAGACUUACCCUUUUUCUGGUGUUUCUUGGGGUUUAUGUAUUAACUUUGGCGGGGAAUAUUGGAAUAAUGGUUUUGGUCAAUACCAGCUCAAGCCUACAAAAACCCAUGUACUAUUUUCUCAGUAAUUUGUCUUUCCUGGACAUCAGUUAUUCAACAGCCAUUGCUCCCAAAAUGCCGGUGAACCUCUUAGCAGCGAAGAGAAGCAUUUCUAUGUAUGGCUGUGCACUACAGAUGUAUUUCUUCGGUUGCUUUGCAGAUGCUGAAUGCCUUAUUCUGGCAGCAAUGGCAUACGAUCGCUAUGUGGCUAUCAGCAACCCAUUACUUUACUCACCACUUGUGUCUCGGAGGGUCUGUGUUGGUUUUAUAGUUGGGGCAUACGUAAGUGGGAGCAUCACCUCAAUUGUGCACGUUUGGCUCAUGUUCAGGUUGCCAUUCUGCGGCUCCAAUCUGAUAAAUCUUUUUUGUGAUAUCCCCCCGUUGUUAGCAUUGUCCUGUGCUGACAUCCAUUUAAAUGAGCUCUUGCUUUUUCUUUUAUGUGGCUCUAUCCAAACAAGCACUUUUAUUAUCAUUUUCUUGUCAUAUGUAUCUAUUCUCAUCACUGUCUUGAAUAUCAAGUCUUCGGGAGCAAGAAGCAAAACCUUGUCCACCUGUGUUUCCCACCUGGUAGCCGUCAUUUUAUUCUAUGGGACCCUUCUGUUCAUGUACUUACGCCCUAUUGCUACCUAUUCCCUGGACACAGACAAAGUUGUUGCUCUGUUUUAUACUGUAGUCUUUCCCAUGUUUAACCCGAUUAUCUACAGCCUGAGGAAUAGAGAUGUGAAAAAUGCUGUCAAGAAACUCACCCAGAGACUCCUAAAUCAUUGGUUUUAUGCCGCUAAAUUAAUUAUCUUCUUCCUACUUAUCCACUCUCUUCUCCCACUACAGCCCACUAGCACUCUUCACUUCUUUCAAGCUAACCAACUCACAUCCAGCCAAGCUCCCAGUAUUCCAUGGCACAAGAGGAAGUAUACACAGUGGCUUAUACCCGGCUUGACCCUCCUGAUUUUCAGCCUGAGGAACAAGGAUGCAGUGAAAGCCCAGUUAGUGAGCGGGUGUUCCCAGGACACAGUUCUCUACCUCGAUUCUGCAGCUCCUUGGAGGCAUUCUGAACAUCACCAGUUCCACAAUGCACCGAAGCAUGGUCUAACACAUCUGAUGGUUUUUGAAUGGAAGAAGAUGGAAGAGUCUGAUUUACAAGCUUUAUAUUACAACUCAGCUUCUUGUGGGUCCCUUACCACUAAAGUGGUAAAACUCUGGUUCCUUUUGCUUUCUGCCAUGGAUACACAGCUAUCUAUAUUAAUGAGGCCUGAAGCUGAUUUAACGAAAAUAGUAACAAUAAAAAUGUUGAUCUUUCUUCUGUGUACCAGAGAGAUCCACGCUGUCAAAGAGCAGAGUAGGCAGCAGGACACGUGGCUUCUUUCCUUGGAAUGGGUUUCUUUCAAACUCCACAUCCUGAGGUUGCAUAACUGA